GGGCCCCCGUCCUGCGCUGGCUAAGGGGGACCCCGAGCCCGGGGCCUCUGAGACGGUGCUGGGGGGGCCUGGAAAGUUCGGGGUAGCUGUGGGGAAGACGCGCGUUGAGAAGCGGGGAGCCCGAGCUGGGGGGAGCUGUUUUGCGGGUAUCGGGGAUCCGGAGGGAGGCUUUUGUUCUCCGAGAAGUUGGAAUGCGGCGGGUGGGGCGGGAGCCCCGGAGCGGCGGGGACGGAGACGGAGCCAGCGCCAGCGCCAGCCACGAGCGAGUCCCGCGGCUGAUUGCUCCCAGCUGUGCGCGGACUGCACAUCUGGUUUCCUCCGGGGAUCCCAUUCUGGCCUCAAGCGGCAGAGCCUCUUCGGCGCGAGCCGGGGUGGAGGCCCCGGGAUACCGAGGAGAGCGAGCGUGGGGCCCGGGGCCAGGAAGGGGCCAGAGCGGGGGUGGGGCGGCCUCCUGGGCCGGUCCUGGCCUCCCUAGCUGUCACCCAAUCCAAAGUCUAGCAGGGCUUGGAGAUGCGGUCGGCAGGCAGCCAGGGAACCGUCCCUCUCUCUCUCCUCUGCGUGGAGCCCCUUCUCCCGAUAAGCCUGGGCUGGGUGCUGGUCCUGAGAGUGGGGACCUGAGUCGCCCCAGCCUGGAGACCUUCCCAUACGCCCACCUUCCCGAUAGGCGGCGCGCCAGCCGCCUGGUCACCACCGGCUGGGUUGGGGCGGUCCCCCUACUUUGAGGAGACCGAGGAGUCUCAUUCGGGCCUCUGGCCCUCGUGCCAUCUAUCUCGGAGAGGCGUUAGAUUCCUGAGAUGGGCAGGGGUCAGAGAAGCCUCAGAGAUGGCAGGAACCGGGGACAGAUGCCCUGUCCUGCUCCUUUCUCUUCCCUUUUCCUAGAUUCCCAAGGGAGGCGUUCAGCCAAGUUGGGGUGUCUGAAACUUCCCUGUGCUGGGCAGGGAGGGGGGUCUCUGACCUCGUGGCUCUUCCUGAAGUAGGCUGACAGCCUCCAGGUCACCCUCUGCUGAGCUGGGACUAGACAUGGGGACCUGGAGUCUCCAGCAAGGCCACGUGUAGCCAAAACUAGUGGCUGGACUCAACCCGGAGCUCUUGAACUCCAGGAACCUGGUGAAGCCAAAGAAAAGUGCACUGGCCCCCAAAAUUACACAACCCUUGUCACACCAUGUCAGGGCGUGCAGCACCCUGGGCUGGGUGACAUCACUGCCCCAGUGCAGUGCUUGGCCUCCCUGGCUUUCACCACAGCUCUUUCUGCCGCUGCAGACAAAUGGACCUCAGUCUCGUGAGUCUGGGAUGAAGACAGCCAGGUCUUGGGAGGCCUGGAGCCUGGCAGGGAAGGCAUCUUCUGGGGCCUGGGAGCCUUGCCCAGCCUGGCUGUUUUGGGGGCCUCUUGGGCCUAUGUGCAUGUGGUUUCCUGCUGAGCAACAUGCUCAGGGCCCAGGGGCUAAUUGGGAACAGGUGGCAGGCCUGGCAGACAGCACCAAGGGGAGGCUGUGAUGUGGGCUGAGCAGAGCUGGUGUCCCGAGGCUGUGCACAGGGUCAAGGAUUCCACUCCUGUGUCAGACACGGGAGUGCAUGGCUGAGAACAGUCACAGCUGGAGGGGAGGGGGCAUUAGAAAUGUCCCCUUCCUGAGCGGGCAAGGUGGCGUUUGCUCAUUUGUCAAGAUCAGCCCUGGGCUAGCCAGGUUGGAAAUAGCGUCCCUCGUGUCCUGAACACCCAAGCAGGAAUUAUGGCUUUGAUGUGCCCCCAGCCCCUAGUCCUUCAGAUGCCUGGCUUCUGUUCCAGGCUCAAUUUGGGGACAGAGGUGGGCUCUGCAGUCCUGGGGCAGUAGCCUGGGACAAAGCCCUCCUGCUCCUUUGCCUCCAGCUGUCCUUUGACUCUAACCCCAGCCUCCUCACUCCGUGGCCAUGAGAGCUGCCUACCUCUUCCUGCUAUUCCUGCCUGAAGCGCUGUCCUUCCCCGUCCAGCCCCCACAUGCUUUGCCUCCCUCAAGCAGGCCUGCUGGCUCAGGGCCAGUAUGACUUGGAUUCACUGCCUCCGUUCCCAGACCACGUCCAGUACACCCACUACGGAGACCAGAUAGACACCCCAGACUACUACGAUUACCAAGAGGUGAGCUCUCGGUCCCCGGAGGAGCAGUUCCAGUCCCAGCAGCAGGUCCAGCAGGAAGUCAUCCCAGCACCCACCCCAGAGACAGGACACACAGAGACCGAGCCCACAGAGCCUGGGCCUCUGGACUGCCGAGAGGAACAGUACCCGUGCACUCGCCUCUAUUCCAUCCACAAGCCCUGCAAACAGUGUGUCAGUGAGGCCUGCUUCUACAGCCUCCGGCGUGUGUAUGUGGUGAACAAGGAGAUCUGUGUCCGCACAGUCUGUGCCCACGAGGAGCUCCUCCGAGCUGACCUGUGUCGGGACAAGUUCUCCAGGUGUGGCGUGAUGGCCAGCAGUGGGCUUUGCCAAUCUAUGGGGGCCUCCUGUGCCAGGAGCUGCGGGGGCUGCUAGGGUGCAGCUGACAUCCUGAGCCCUGGGCCCGUGCACGCUGCCUCGGGCCCUGCCUGACUGGUGCUUUCUCCCCGUCCUACCCGCCUCAUUCUGUAAAGCUGGCAGACUGCAGCUCUGGGGGUUGCUGGCUCUGGUGCCAAGCCCCAGCCAGUGGGCAUCCCCAGGGCGCAACAGGGGCUCCUGCUGCCCAGGCUCUGUCCCAAGUGGGGGAGCUCCAAGGCCUCUGCGGGACCUGGGUCCCCGAUGUGUCUUGUCAUCCCCUAGGUACAGUCCCCCGAGGUAGGCUAUGCCCCACUCCAGCUGGUGUGCCUGGAUUUCCUACAGCUCCCUGGGCAUGGACCACCUUUGUUUUAUACAAAAUUAAAAAA
Molecule: messenger RNA, 2868 nt
Organism: Fukomys damarensis (Damara mole-rat)
Lineage: Eukaryota; Metazoa; Chordata; Mammalia; Rodentia; Bathyergidae
Gene: Mfap2
Product: microfibril associated protein 2
Exons: 8
Coding region: 1973-2500 (175 amino acids)
Biological process (GO): embryonic eye morphogenesis
Cellular component (GO): microfibril
Source: RefSeq, a predicted model, not a curated record